AUGGCUUCCGCCCGCGUGGUGCCCACCAUUCUCCUGCUCGUCAUGCUCCUUCCACUGUUCGCGACCACUGGUACAACGCUUGUCCACCACGCAGAUCACACUCGACUGAUCAAUAACAUGCAUUAAGAGAGACAAAAUUCGAUUUCCGGUUGAACGAUCUGAUUAUUUUGCCUGAUAUGGGAGCUCCAAUCUCUAGCCCUUUAUUAGUCUCAUCUCAUUUCUGUUGUUGACAAGAUAGCACGGAGAAGAACCGCGAAGCACCACACUUAUUCGUCUACGAUUGCGCCGUGAGAAACUAUUCUAUCAUAUAUUGAGAGACACUAAACAUGGAUCAGUUGGCUAUGAAUUUGGCGAUGUCAUUCUUGUCAGGAUUAUAAGCCCAAUUAUCUGAUCCAUAAUGAUUCACAAUCCAUUUAUAUUAUUUGCAAGAUAGAACUUGGAAGAAUUACUAUGCCUCUACUUUUGACGAUGAACCAUGAGGCACCUUCAUUAGACUAUGCCAUUGUACUAAUCCAUUAUGUGUAUGUAGGUGCUGCUAAGGACGUUGGGCGAACAGUGGAGCCAUCCCAGAUAAGAGACUGUAGCUCGCUGAGCACCAGGUUCACUGGGCGCUGCAGUAGCCAUACGAACUGUUCGAUAAUCUGCAGGACUGAAGGUUUCAUCUUGGGAGAGUGCCGCGGCUUCAUUCGGCGUCGGUGCUACUGCAUUAAGCCAUGCCCAAAGCAAUAG
Molecule: messenger RNA, 729 nt
Organism: Spirodela intermedia
Lineage: Eukaryota; Viridiplantae; Streptophyta; Magnoliopsida; Alismatales; Araceae
Source: the annotation of a GenBank genome assembly